Rhopalosiphum maidis (corn leaf aphid) is the source of this 1762-nucleotide messenger RNA. Its product is annotated as protein Mdm4-like. The transcript is spliced from 6 exons. The record is from RefSeq and is a predicted model, not a curated record. NCBI's taxonomy places the organism in Eukaryota, Metazoa, Arthropoda, Insecta, Hemiptera, Aphididae. Bases 404 to 1348 code for a protein of 314 amino acids.
CACGAGUCCAAAUAUUCUGAACAUUAUGUUCUCGAAAUUUUGAUCUGUGAAAAACAUAGUUGCGUAUUUUGUGUAUUGUGUGUUCACCAUGUUACCGUUUUUUAAAAAGAUUCAAAGUUAUCGUGCUUUUAGAACUCGCCCGAAGAACGCCAUCGACUUGACUCGAAUGUUAAUUUUUUAUUUUUUUCAUAAACAUUGAAUAAUAAAUAACAAGAAUAAUAAUAUUGAAACUUAGCGCUAUCGAGAAUUUCGAUAAUCGUCGUUUCCAGUCGAGUCGAUUAUACAUAGACGUCAGACUAGCCGUCUUGUUAUCGCGUGUAGCUACAUGUUAUGUCAGGUUUGUUGUGAAUUUGUGAUGGAACGUCAAUAAUUACUGUUCGUCAGUACUCAGUAGUAACUCAACAUGGCUUCUGUUUCAGAUAUGGUGUACACUUUAAAAAGACAAAUAAGAAAUAUGAAUUCUAAUAAUAUGGAAUUUAUUGAUCUUGAUGAUGAAGAUGCAGAUGCAACCUGGGGUGGCAAGAGGACUAGAUAUGUAUACAAUUAUACUUUACAGUGUACUGAUUUUAUUUCAGACACAGAUAAUUCAGAUGCUACUGAAAGUAUAUACAGUGUUCAAUCAAAAACUACAAUGGAAGCAAUAAGUGAAGUGGAUCUUUCCUCGGAUUGUGGAAGCGAUUGCGUGUGUGUUGGUCAAAUAAAUCAUACCGAGUUUGAUGUGAUAAGCACAUCAUCAUCUUGCCUUAAUAUAGAAUCAAAUUCUUCAGAUUCUUCAACAUUAAUAGAUUUUAAGGUAACCAAAAAUAUUAUAAAUUGCGAUAAAACUAUGCUUGAUGACAAAGGAUAUUUUCCUGAUGAUAGUGAUGUUACUUUAACUUCUUCCAAGACAAAUGUGGUGCCUCCUCCAGCAUGUUUUAAAAUAUGCCUACAAUGCAGGAAAGAAAACCCCAAUCCCUACUUCCAAUAUUGUUUUGUUUGUUUUCGAUUUAGAAUGGAUUUUUUUGGUAGUAAGCCUCGUUCUAAGACAAAAAAUGUCAAACGCUUAAAUGUGUCUAAGCCUAGAAACAAAGACAACUUACUCGAAGAUUCUCAAAAAUCCAGUCAAUCAAAUUCUUUACAAGAUGAUUCAACUCAGCCAAAAAAUAUUAAUAAUAGUAUCAUAAAUGAAAAUAUUGAUAACAUAUGUAAUAUAUGUUUCAAAAUGCCCAAAAAUGGCGUUUUUAACCAUGGAAAAAUUGGUCAUAUUUAUUGUUGUUAUUCGUGUGCUAAAAAUCUAUGGAAGAAAUCAAAUAAAUGUCCCUUAUGUAACGUAAGAAUUAAAUUUGUGACAAAAAUGAUUAUUGUCUAAUAUUUAUAGUUUCUAUUUUGUUUUUUUUUUAUUUUUUAAAUAUUUUAUAGUUUAUUUCUAGCACUAAUUUAUUAUUGUUUAUUAUUACCUAGUAUAAUUGUAGUUUAUUUAUCAUUGUUUACUACUUACAGAAUAUAAUUAUAUGUUAUUUUUAUGCUCUGUUUCAUAAUAUAAGAGUAAUCUCAGGCAGCCCCUGUAUGACCUAAAUAAUGUAUUGAGGGGUAUAGUCUGAUUAUACUUCACAAAAAUCGGUUAUCUUUUGAGAUUACUCUUUUAUUAUGAGAAAGAGUAUAGAAAGUUUAGUUUAUUGUUUAAUUUUUUUUUUUUAUUAAAAUUUUGAUAAUUUUUCUACUUAAAUAUUUAAUUUUUUAUAACUACUGUUAUUUUAAAAAAUAUUUUUUUUUAAAUUUCCAC